Molecule: messenger RNA, 4188 nt
Organism: Maudiozyma barnettii
Lineage: Eukaryota; Fungi; Ascomycota; Saccharomycetes; Saccharomycetales; Saccharomycetaceae
Gene: NUP159
Product: FG-nucleoporin NUP159
Exons: 1
Coding region: 1-4188 (1395 amino acids)
Molecular function (GO): protein binding
Source: RefSeq, a predicted model, not a curated record
AUGUCAACAUUACAAGAGGAAGUUCCAACGAAUACUUCUGAGGACUUCGGUUUUAAAAGUUUAGGUCAAAAAAAUAUUCUACCGUCCUCAGAAGAAAAAUUACCAUUUGCAUCUUUAGAGCAUUUUAGCAUUCUCAAUGGGAAAUUAUUAUACAUUGCAUAUUCUAAUGAUAGAUUGAUAAUUGGGGACUUACAAGUACUGAGAGAAUUUGUUCAAAAUAAAGAAGAGCUUAAUAGAGACGAACUAGAGAAAUUGUUUGAAGAAACAAUUCCAGAUGUGAUAUUUUGUGGAUUUAAUGCAAACGCUAAAGCAAUAAUCGUUACCAAAUCUGGAUCAUUAAUUACAAUUGAUUCAACCUCUUUUGAAAAAUCUCAGGAAUCAAUUGAGUUAAACAGAACAAUCCUUACAGCUAAAUUAUUUCAUAAUUUACUAUGGAUUUUGGACAACACAAAUCAUUUGUUUUAUUUUGAUCCAAUAAAUAACAAAACUUCUGAAAAUAUUCAAGAUAACGUUAAUUCAUUCGAUCUUUAUGAAGAUAAAUUAUAUCUAUUAUUAAAUAGUGAGACUGAAAAUAUACAAAUAUUGAAAGGUGAAAGAUCACCAGAAUUAGUAAAAUCCUUCUCUAACCCAGAAGAAAUUAAUAAUAUAAUUAAUGAUGAUGGUCUGAAACCAAUAAAUAUUUCCGUUGUUUCUAAAAAAAGAUUCUUAAUAGUUUAUGGUAACGAUGUAUCCCCAGAGGAAGAAGACGUCAGUUAUGAUCAAAAAAUGUACAUUGCAGAAUUAAAUAAUGAUGAAACAUCCCUAAUAUUCCAUGAAUCAUUUGAUAUUGACCCACCUUUCGGUAGCGUUUUGAGAUAUCCACAUUUCUACAAUGUCGUCUUUAAAAAUUUAAUUCCAGAUUAUGAAUAUAUUAGCGUAUUGGGAUCAUCCUGCGCCAGUGAAUUAACUAUAUAUGAUUCGAAAGAAGUUGUUCAACCUUCACAAGAUAGCGAAAGAGCUGUACUACCUAUUAGUCAAAUAACAGAUAAUGACACAAACCCAACAGGUUUAGCAUUAGAUAUAUCUACUAAUGGUAAAAUAUUUGACGUAUGUUUGGGAGUUGAUGAGGUUGAAAAAUUACCAUUAUUAUACAUACUAAAUAAUGAAGGUGACUUACAAAUUGUGGGUUUAUUCUAUUCAACCGCAAUCAAAGAAGGGAAAUUUAAUAUGUCCAGUUUGGAAGAUGAUCUUCAUAAAAAUAAUAGAAUUGCGCCUUUAGUAUCUAAGGAUUCCUCUGUUACAAAUACAAGUGAUAAACAGCCCACACAAGUUAAGAAAGAUAUAAAAGAAGAUUACGGUGGUAAAGAUUCCCAAAAUAAAACUACAUUCGUUGAAAGGUAUGUUCCUACUUCGGAAAAUUCUUUAGCUUUGAAGAAUGAUAGUUCUACUUUGGUAUCACCUUUUGCAAGCCUUUCUAAUAAAGCAACCUCUGAAGAUAAAACAGCCGAAGCAGUAGCAACAGCAUUCAAUUCAAAUAAACCAUUUUCAUUUGGAAAAACAUCUACUCCUCAGUCAUCAUUAGGUCAGACUUCAUUCGGUCAAACUUCAUUCGGUCAAACUUCAUUCGGUCAAACCUCUUUUGGUCAAAAGCCAGAUAUUGAAACACACGAAACAAGCUCAUACGCAUUUGGUAAGCCUGCCUUUGAAAACUUGACUUCGAGUAAACUACCCGAUAAUAAAAUAUCAGAACAAAGUAAACAAGAAGAACCACCGUUAACUUCCAAUUUGAAUGCGACAAAUGAGAAUAAAUCCAAAACAAAUAUGUUUGGAUUCAAUUCAACAAGUUCUGAAGUAAAGAAAACCGAACAAAAUUCCAAUUUGUUUGGGAAACAAUCUUUUGGGGCACCAUCUUUCGGGGCACCUUCAUUUGGGGCACCAUCUUUCGGGGCACCUUCAUUUGGGGCACCAUCUUUCGGGGCACCUUCAUUUGGUGCAUCGGCGUCGAAUACUGAAGAUAAGUCUACGGAAUCUGCAUUUGGAAAACUUUCUUUCGGGACUCCAUCAUUUGAACAAUCUAGUAACCCUGUUGCGUCCAUUAAUAAUACAGGAUCAGUAUUUGGUUCUAUUGGAAAACAGGAUUCGCCAUUUGCUAACCUUGGAAAGCAGGAUUCGCCAUUUGCUAACCUUGGAAAACAGGAUUCGCCAUUUGCUAAUAUCGGGAAACAAGAAUCACCUUUUGCAAAUUUAGGAAAGUCAAAUUCACCUUUUGGUAGUUCUAAUAAAGCUUCAUCAGACAUAGAAAAAGAAGAAAAGAUAGAAGUUUCCGAAAAUGAAGAAAAUGCAAAUAAUCUUGCAAAACAAGAUGAUAAUGAAUCACAAGAAGUUAUUGAGAAAAAGACAGAAUCUACCAUCGAAUCUUUGACUAAUAAGAUUAAAAAAUCGGCUAAUAUGACAACUGGUCCUCUAGAAUUAACUCCUUUUAAUAAGCCUACUAUGGAAACAGCUGUUCCUUCUCCAUCUCCUUUUUCUUCCUUUACCAAUAAAAUAAAGGAAACGUCAAAUGCGUUCACCUCAUUUUCUAUGCAAAAUAAUGCAGCAAUAACGUUGAAAGAUGCGACCCCCACUUUUGAAGCUGAUAAUGAAACUGAGGAAAAUCUUGACAAUUCCGAAGAAUCUAUAGGUGAUGUCAGUGGACCAGAUGCAGUGCAAGAUGUUUCUGAGGAUGUGACCAAAAUUAAGCAAGCCCCUGAAAUAAGCGAACCAGAAUCUGAGAUUGAGGAAUCAGUUGAAGAGUUUGAACAAGAUAAAUCGGAAUCAGAUAAUAAGUUUGAACCAAAAGAAUGUGAAUUGGAGGAUGGGUUUGACGCGGAAGUUGUUGGAUUUGAAGUGAAACAAGAUGAAAAGAAUAAUGUUUUAUCGGAAGAGACGGAUAUGGAAGCAAUUGAAAAGACAGAAUCGGUUCAAAAUACAUUAGAAAGUAAUGAACCAAUACUUCAUCAGACUUUAAAGCAUGAUGAUUUGCCAAAAAGUUUAGAAGAAGUAACAGAUUUUCCAGAGGUCGAAGGUGAAUCUCCACAUGCAGAAGAUGAAAAUGAAACAGAUGAAAGCAUUGAAUCUUUUGAAGAUCUAUCUGGGGUUGUUUGCUCGGAUGGUGAAGGGAUUUGUGAUGUAGGUGUUGACGCAACAGUUAAUGUGACGUCAAAGGGGAUCCAGGUAGUGUCAAAAACUAAUUCGAUAGAAAUGCAAACUGAAACACCGGAGGUUGAUGACAAAUGUAUACCAUAUGUUACUUCUACCAAUGCUGAAGUUCAAACAACAGAAUAUAGCAUGUGUGAUUUUGAGGUACAGACAUUUGAAGGAAGUGAAUCUUAUUUAGCUCAGUUGUAUAAACCAAAACCUCUGAAUGAAUAUUACAUGGACGCUGUGAUUGAUUCUAUGCCUCCGUUAAGUACAGAUCCUGUUAUGAAAUCUAUGGAGAAAACAUAUUAUCUGAUAGAAUCAGUACUAGAUGUAUUGAAGGAUAAUAUCACUAAUUUAGAUAAUUUUUUCAUGGAUCAGAGUACUAUAGAACUUGAAAAGAGAACCACUGAGACACUUCCAAACUUAUAUACUUGGAGAAUUUCUGAAACACAACGAUUGUAUGAUAUUGUUGAUGGCUUAAAGGAUGGUUAUUUGUCUAAUGGUGAUAAAUUGGAAGAAUUAAGCGACGAAGUUUCUGAAUCAACAGUUCAAGUGUUAAAGACUAAAAACGAAAUGGAUGAACUAAAAGAGUUUAUUUACCAAGUUUCAUUUAUGGCUGAUACUUCAAAGGAUAAUAAAUAUUGUAGAUUAAGUCUUCAUCAAACAAAGAUGCAAACCAGAUUACGUCAAAAGAUGAGUAGAGCAUAUGAUGAAUUGCGAAGUAUUACGGAGUCAUUGAAUAUAUUGAAAGUAUAUAUCUCGAAGGACAGUGGUAUUGAGAGGGAUGUAUUGAUUGAAAAGAUGAGUGAAGCUAAGAAACAUCAUCAAGGUGUAUUAGUUAACAUCAAAAAAUUACAAGGAGAUAUUGAAAAAUUAAGUUUAAUCCCUAACAAGGUGAAAAGUAAGGAUCUAGAUGAAUGUGAAGAUUUAGAAAAGGAAAAUAUUACAUCAAUUGAUAUUGUUGGACUUGGUAUGGAGCAAAAUACCAAGAGACAACUUGGUGAAUUCUUCAAGAGACUAAAUAAAUAG